AUCGUCCGACGGUUUGAUAUUUAGUCCAUCAUCGGCUGCACAUCGUCACUGAUUAAUUUUAUCAUAAUAAUAUGCUAAUAUUAUACUUACGCAACGUAUCUCAAUGAAACGUGAUACCUGAAGUCGUCAUCUGAUUUGAAUCCAUGGUUAUUUAGUUUUUUGACGUUGUUUUCGUAUCUUGUCACUGCUCCUUAUCACAAAAAAAAAAUAAAAAAUGCCAGAUUUCGACAGUAUCGGAGAGGACGUAUCGAACUGUAGGCCGAAGGUACAUUUGCAAUGGGCCUCCGGAUCACAGCCGGUCAGGAAGUUGAGCGUUGUGUCGUUGCUACCUAAAAAGGUAAAAGACUUUGUUGAGGAAAGCGUGCGGUUGUGUAGGCCGUCAAACGUGUACGUUUGCGAUGGAUCCGAAGCUGAAAACACUAUGCUCAUAGAACGUCUACUGGAAAAUCAAACUAUUGUUCCGCUACCAAAGUACAAAAACUGCUUUUUAGCCAGGAGCAGUCCCAGGGACGUUGCUAGGGUGGAGAGCCGGACGUUUAUAUGUACCAAAAAUAAGAGAGACGCAGUCAACGUGCCAAAAGGUUCGAUCAAGGGGAUGCUGGGAAACUGGAUGAGUCUGGAGGAAGCGGAUAGUGCCGUCGCCGAACGGUUCCCAGGUUGUAUGGAGGGUAGAACUAUAUAUGUUAUACCGUUCAGCAUGGGACCUCUGGACUCGCCGUACUCAAAACUUGGAGUUCAACUUACAGACUCGGCGUACGUCGUAUGCUCGAUGCGCAUCAUGACCAGAAUCGGCAUCAAGGUAUUAGAAAAACUUGACUGUCCUGAUGAUAAUGGCAACGGCGUGGGUUAUUUCGUUAAGGCAUUGCAUUCAGUCGGUCAUCCGGCCGAAGGCCCAGUCCAACACCCACACUGGCCUUGUGAUCCCGACCGUACCAUUAUUUUGCACAAACCUGAGACAGACGAAAUCAUUAGUUAUGGAAGCGGAUAUGGUGGUAACUCGCUCCUGGGCAAGAAGUGUUUCGCUUUAAGAAUUGGUUCGUCAAUAGCUCAUCGUGAGGGUUGGCUUGCGGAACACAUGUUGAUCUUGGGCGUGACUAAUCCAAGGGGUCGAAAACGGUACGUGGUUGCCGCGUUUCCGAGUGCCUGUGGCAAGACUAACAUGGCGAUGAUGCGGCCUACACUUCCAGGUUACAAGGUGGAGUGCGUGGGUGAUGACAUCGUAUGGAUGCGGUUUGACCGAAACGGGCAGCUGAGAGCCAUUAACCCAGAAUUUGGAUUCUUUGGCGUGGCACCCGGUACAUCCAGGACCACAAACCCUGUGGCUAUGGACACGGUGUUUGAAAAUACGAUAUUUACCAAUGUAGCACAAACCAGUGAUGGUGGUGUAUAUUGGGAAGGAAUGGAUACCCUGGAACCUGGAGUUACCGUCACAGACUGGCAGGGCAAUCCAUGGACACCCGGCGGCACACCAGCCGCGCACCCAAAUUCUAGGUUUUGUACACCAGCUGAACAGUGUCCAAUUAUUGACCCUAAUUGGCAGUCUCCAGAUGGUGUACCAAUUGACGCUAUCUUAUUCGGCGGCAGACGUCCGUUUGGUGUGCCUUUAGUAUAUGAGGCAUUUGACUGGAAACAUGGAGUGUAUGUUGGUGCUUCCAUGAAGUCUGAAGCUACCGCAGCUGCCGAACACAAGGGCAAAGACAUCAUGCAUGACCCGUUUGCCAUGAGGCCUUUUUUCGGAUACAACUUUGGACACUAUUUGCAGCACUGGUUGUCAAUGGAGACAGCCAUACCUAACGUUAAGGUGCCUAAAGUAUUCCACGUAAACUGGUUCCGAAAAGAUGACCAAGGAAAAUAUAUGUGGCCAGGAUAUGGUGAAAAUUGUCGCGUUUUGGACUGGAUUUUACGUCGGAUAGACGGGGAACCUUUCACAGCACGACCGACACCCAUUGGUUAUGUGCCUACUCACGAAUCAUUCGAUGUUCAUGGACUAAACGUAAACUUUGACGGGCUGUUUUCCGUCCCCAUUGACUUUUGGAAGGAAGAGGCCAAAGAAAUAGAAAAUUUUUUGUACGAACAGGUAGACGAAGAUUUGCCAAAAGAUAUACAAGAUCAAAUCAACAGCUUGUUCAGACGUCUAAAUUCACAUCAACAAAAUUAACAGUUCACACCUACCUAUAGACUAUUCAAAUGUUCUCUUAAUGUACAUCAAAAGUUAUUGCAUAUAUUAAUUUUUAAGUUAGUGAUAAAAUGUUUAAAAGUAAUUAUAAGUUUAUUUAAAUGUAUA
Molecule: messenger RNA, 2284 nt
Organism: Melanaphis sacchari
Lineage: Eukaryota; Metazoa; Arthropoda; Insecta; Hemiptera; Aphididae
Product: phosphoenolpyruvate carboxykinase [GTP]-like
Exons: 9
Coding region: 215-2158 (647 amino acids)
Biological process (GO): cellular response to dexamethasone stimulus; propionate catabolic process; response to starvation
Cellular component (GO): cytosol
Molecular function (GO): manganese ion binding; phosphoenolpyruvate carboxykinase (GTP) activity; GTP binding
Source: RefSeq, a predicted model, not a curated record